Messenger RNA from Leucoraja erinaceus (little skate), 2738 nucleotides. RefSeq names its product LanC lantibiotic synthetase component C-like 2 (bacterial) (gene lancl2). Gene Ontology annotation, biological process: peptide modification; carbohydrate metabolic process. The record is from RefSeq and is a predicted model, not a curated record. The transcript has 9 exons. NCBI's taxonomy places the organism in Eukaryota, Metazoa, Chordata, Chondrichthyes, Rajiformes, Rajidae. Gene Ontology annotation, cellular component: plasma membrane. The coding region runs from base 228 to 1520 and encodes 430 amino acids.
UGUGUGGCGGUUGGUGGCGGACGCCUCGUGCCGCCGGGGUCUCUCUCUGUGUCUGUCUGUGCGCGUGUGUGUGUGUGGCGGUUGGUGGUGUACGUCUCGUGCCGCCAGCUGCCGACCGGCGGGGUCCGUGUGUGUGUGUGUGUGCGCGCGUGUGUGUGUGGUGGAACCUCGCGUAGCCGCCGCCGCCCGUGUGUGUCCCGCGCGGAGCCCCGUAGUCCCGGGGUGUGAUGGGAGAAUCGGUGUCAAAGCGGCUGAGGUCGGAGCUGGAGCUGGAGAUGGAGGAGCGCUCGUUCGUCAACCCGUACCCCGACCGGGGCGAUGCAGCGGGCGGAGGAGCCGGCCCGCCCGAACAGCAGGACGGAGCGGACUGCUUCGACGAGCAGGGAAAGAUCUGUCCUGCCUUCAUAAAACGGAUUCAAUCUAAAAUCAAAGACCUCCUGAUACAGAUGGAAGAAGGUCUGAAGACUGCAGAUCCUCAUGACUGUUGUGCUUACACCGGCUGGACAGGGAUUGCUCUUCUUUAUCUACAAUGUUUCCGUGCAACCCAGGACAUGGCAUAUCUCCAGCGAGCUCUGCAUUAUGUGAAGAGAACUCUACGUAAUCUGAAUGGUCGAAGAGUUACCUUUCUUUGUGGUGAUGCUGGUCCUUUGGCGGUUAGUGCAGUUGUACACCACAAGCUCAAGAACACAUCUGAAUCGCAGGAAUGCAUUUCAAAAUUGUUACAAUUGCAGAGAACAGUGGUAUGUUUGGACUCUGAUCUCCCAGAUGAGCUUCUUUAUGGCCGAGCUGGAUACUUAUACGCUUUACUAUAUGUAAACACAGAGAUUGGUCAAGAUACUGUUCCUUGUUCCGUUAUUCAGGAGGUGGUUGGUGCCAUAAUUGAAUCUGGCAAGAACUUAUCUAAGGAAGAGCGCAAAACAGAACGCUGUCCACUUUUGUAUCAAUGGCACAGAAAACUGUAUGUUGGAGCAGCACAUGGUCUUUCUGGGAUCUACUACAUGCUAAUGCAGCCAGGUUCAAAGGUGGAGCAAGAGACUUUGAUUGAAUUGGUAAAACCCAGCGUGGACUAUGUGCGACAUAAAAAGUUCAAGUCCGGAAAUUAUCCUUCAUCAUUAAGCAAUGAAACUGACAGACUGGUUCAUUGGUGCCACGGUGCUCCUGGUGUUAUACACAUGUUGAUACAAUCAUACAAGACUUUCAAAGAAGAUAAAUACCUGAGAGAUGCAACUGAGUGCAGUGAUGUUAUCUGGCAGCGAGGGCUGCUGCGAAAAGGUUAUGGAAUCUGCCAUGGAACUGCAGGAAAUGGAUACUCUUUCCUCUGUCUGUACAAGUUAACUCAGGACCGAAAAUAUCUCUAUAGAGCUUGCAAAUUUGCAGAAUGGUGUUUGGAUUACGGAACUCAUGGAUGUCGUAUCCCCGAUAGACCAUAUUCCUUGUUUGAAGGGAUGGCCGGAGCUAUUCACUUCUUGACUGACAUUUUGAAUCCAGAGACAGCCCGAUUUCCAGCCUUGGAACUCUAAAGUAUAACAAAGUUGUGCUACUUGAAGAUUGAAUGAUUUUGGAUAUGGUGUAGGACCACGUCGUUUCUGUGGAGAAUAGGACUUCUCGGUACCUCUUUUCUGAAUACCUGCACAGCCUAAAUUUAAUGCUAUUUCAAGAACUUAAAAAUUUGAAGGCAACAAUCAGAGCAAAUUCCUUUGUCUUGCAAUUCAUUGCAUUUCAGUUUCAACAAAAUGAAAUACCUAAAAUUGACAUGUGCUUACAUCAGUGUUUGAUUGUGUGCUUGUAUAAUAUCCUAGCCUCUUAGGUUGUCUUGGUCCUGUUUAUUUAGAGUCCAUGCAAUUUCCAUCAUAGUACUUUUCGUGCAUGUGAAGAAGCCAAACAUUGACCCACUGGUGCUAAUUCUGCUUGAAAAGACACUUGGAAUAAUUGUCAUAUGUAGUCAGGGUUGCUGGUCAUGUUUUGAUUUUUUUUUUUUUUUUAUUGCAACAAGGCAGAAAAUAAAGUAUGCAUUUGCUAAAUCUAGCAGUUGGUUUGUGCUGAGGAAAAAAAAAGUUGAAUUUGCCCCCAAUAACAUUUUUCUUGCGUGUUUCAUUUCUUUCCCACUUGCAUUAUCUUUAAUCGGAUAUGUUACAAUCUUGCAACACUGCUUAUAAUACAAAUAUAUUGUUCUAAUGCUGGUUUUACUAUUAAUGAUAAGGAACAGUUGUUGCAGAAAAAUUAAAAUGUACAAGCAACCUCAAAGUAUUUACUGUGAGCAGUUCCAUGCUCUUUGCCUCCUGAAUAACAUAUAUUUGGAAGUAAUGUAGAUGCAAACUGGGCUUUUUUAUUUGCAGCCUUUUUGCAGAGAAAUAACAGGUUGAAAUGUAUUUUUAAUGUUAAAAGAUAUUCUUAAGAUAGGGGUUUUAAAUUUGAACAAUUUUGGUGGGACACUUUAAACUUCCACAGACUUAAUGCAAAUAUGUGUGUAAGUAUAUGUCCUUAAUGAUUGUUGGGGAGUUCUGUACCUCUACUGCACUUCAGUCCUCUCAAUUUCAACCUGCACCCAUCUCUGUGCUAAGGUAACAUACAAAAAUCAAAUAUAUAUUAGGUGUACAUGGUAACACUGCUCCCUGGCUGGCUUCAUACUCACUUUAAAUGUAAAAUGACAAAUCUAAUGGUACGUAUCAUGGAAACUUGUAUUUUUAGUAUCCUUGAUGAUGUCAGAUUCGCUAUCCAUUAUAAAGAAUUGUUAACAU